CACUCAUACAUAUCCUGGUAUGCAUUGUUUGUAUCCAAUUGUUUCUCAAGUCAUCACCUAACUUCAUGAAGAUACUUCUGUCUCCAUACAUUAUUAGACUUGACUCAACCUAGUACAAAUAAUGCCAAUGGGCUAAAAAACUGAGCACCUGGGCAUGCUCACAGAUUCAUAAAAUAAUAAUGGAGAAAAUAAAAGUUUGUGUUACAGGAGGAUCAGGAUAUCUAGGAUCUUGGUUAGUUAAGAAACUCUUGCAGAAGGGUUACAUUGUUCAUGCAACUCUAAGAAGCUUAGAUGACAAGACGAAAGUAGGCCUUCUGGAAUCUCUGCCAAAUGCGGAUACUGGACUGGUGCUGUUCAAAGCUGAUAUAUAUAAUCCUAGCGAUUUUGAGGCUGCAAUCGAGGGUUGCAGCUAUGUUUUGCAUGUGGCUACUCCAAUGCAACAUAAUACUGAAAGCUCUCUGUUCAAGGAUACAAUUGAAGCUGCCAUUGCUGGAGUAAGAACUAUAGCUGAUUGUUGCCUUAAAUCACAGACUGUGAAGAAGCUCAUAUAUACUUCAUCUGUCAUGGCCUCAUCAUCGUUGAAGGAUGAUGGGAGCGGUUUUGAAUCUUACUGGGACGAAUCUUGUUGGACUACUAUCAACGACAUACCUUUUACUUACUGUAAUGAUUAUUUGCGGGCUUAUACUGUGUCAAAGACCUUAGCAGAUAAAGAAAUUAUAAGCUAUAACACAAUUGAAUCCGACUCUGAUACUGGCCUAGAAGUUGUCAGCUUAGUUUGCGCGUUGGUUGGAGGAGACACACUUCUUUCCUAUGUACCUGCUAGCAUGAAUACGAUUUUAUCACCCCUUCUGGGAGACUCACUUAAUGGCUAUUACAUUUCCCUGCAACACUUGCAAGAGCUUCUAGGUUGUGUGCCACUUGUUCACAUCGAAGAUGUUUGCGAAGCACAUGUUUUCUGCAUGGAGAAGCCUUCCUUGAAAGGAAGAUUUAUAUGUUCAAAUGCAGAUCCAACCGUCAAAGAGAUCACUGAGUUCUUUAAGAGUAAUUACCCCAAUUCAGAGUUCGAAAUUAUAGAAAACAUCAUGGCAGAGAGAGGAAGCAAAUGCACUUCAACAGAGCUCAUAAAACUUGGCUUCGAGUACAAAUUUAACAUGGCAGACAUCUUAGAUGGGAGUGUACGUUGUGGAAAAACUCUAGGAUUUCUCCCAAACAAAUAAGGAGUUGCAAUUUGCCAGAAAAAUUAAAACAAGUCACUUUGAGUGUGACGGAAAUAAUACUAAAAGUUGCAGUUUGAAUACCAGUGAAGAGCAGUAAAUUAAGUUAACUAAACAAUCUCAGUUGAACAUGAAAUAUAUCAGCAUCAAGUUGGGAUGAGAAUAUUUACUAGUGAGAAUUCUCUAGAUCCUCAGCUGCCCAGAAAAUUUUCUGGCAUACUCAAGUUCCUGAGAAAGUCUUCUAGCUAUCCAUUUUGUGUAAAAUUUCGACAAACAUGUUUUAAGGAGGCAAACAUCUCAGAAGGAUGACAAGCAAUACAAUGGAACUGCAUUUUGAUA
Daucus carota subsp. sativus is the source of this 1553-nucleotide messenger RNA. Its product is annotated as NADPH HC-toxin reductase 1. Gene Ontology annotation, molecular function: oxidoreductase activity, acting on the CH-OH group of donors, NAD or NADP as acceptor. The transcript is spliced from 5 exons. The coding region runs from base 180 to 1217 and encodes 345 amino acids. Lineage: Eukaryota; Viridiplantae; Streptophyta; Magnoliopsida; Apiales; Apiaceae. The record is from RefSeq and is a predicted model, not a curated record.